GGCUCAGUUGUCCCUGCCAUUCGUCUCCCCCCGCCCCGAUACACGCCGGCCGUCGGCAGGGGGCAAGCCACUGCUGCCGUUGCUUCAGCUUCACUGCCCACGCCGCCCCUCACCCGCCUCCCUUCCUCUCCCAGCCGCCCAAACCAAGCCAAACCCUAGAGGACGCCCGGAAAGUGGCCUCGGAUCUCGUCGCAGAUUUGAUCCGCUCCACCCCCAAUCUCUCUCGAUUCCAUCCCAAUCCCUCCGUCCGCGCUUGGAAUUCAGCUGCUCUCCUCCAUCCCACCCAAUUCACUUCAGGCUCCCUACCUACCAACGCCUAUGAACAUGGCCGCCGGGGGACCCAACGCCGACGGCAUGCUGGGUUUCAAGGAGGACGACGCCAUGAGAUUCAUCUUCGGCGACGACAUCAUGGCCAUGGACGACCACGGCGCCUUCGACAGAUCGCUCAUGGAGCUCCAAGUAUUCAAGGAGGUCUUCUGUGGGACGACCACGGCGCCUUCGACGUCCAUAUUUUCCCCUGCUCACUUCGGUGUACCGCACCAGCCUGCUGGUAUCACUGCUGCGCCACAGCCUCAAGUGCUUCGUAAUGAGCCAAAUGCUCCUCAUCAGAUGGAUGCCAAGGUGGAUCUCCAGCUCGAGGAGCAUUCAUAUCCUCAUGCUGAUCAAAAUGGGAUUGACCAGGCAUCUGCCGAGCCCGAUGCUGCGUUGCAGGGAUUCAUAGGUUACUGCCAGGCUGGACCCAAGUGUGCUACUCAUCUGCUCGGCCUCUGUGAUGGCCAACACCAAUUUUUCGGUGCUGCUGUCGUCGACAACAUUUUGGGUGUGCACACGCAAGGAACAACUCAAGACGUCAGAGCUGGAAUCUGCAAUGCGGUUGGGUUGGGUGGCAGCACCAGCACCAGCACCAGCGUGGUUGAUGACCCCAUGCCUUCCUACAUGGAAGCACUAGCGGAGAUCUCGGAAUUCCAAAGUGGGACUCUUCUUUCUGAUCCCUUUUUGCAUCAAUGGCUCAACGAUCAGCAACAAUUCCCAAGUGAUACGUGCUUAAGUUUUGAUCAAGGGCAGAUAGCUGACACUACUCAUAGUCAUCUCCUCUACACAAGUACAACGGAGGUAGGAGUAGAACAAUAUCCAUUUUCUAGCAAAGCAACUCGUGGUACUGCAACGGUACCUCAGCAAUCCCAAUAUUGGUUCAGCCCUGGUCAGUUUGCCGAGCUUGAGACCAUUUGGCAGGAUGCUACGCCUGAAGCUAACAUUAGUUCACUGGAUGAUGUUGAUGUUCAUGGAUGCAGCAGUCUACACUCUGGCUCGGCAGUUGUCGGUUCCAAGAAGAUGUUAGGCAGGGAUCUUCCUGACCAGCUGGAAGCACACGCACAUCGCCUUUUCAAGGAUGCUGGAUGGACUAUCAAGCCACGGAAAAGGAAUGACAGGGCUAAGAUGGCAUCCUAUUUCACAGCACCAAACAGGGAAGCGGUUCAUACCUCACUAACUCAGGCUUGGAAGUUUUGUGGCAAGAAAUUACAUGAAGCUUCCGCAGAUUCUGAAAGGGGAAGGUAUCCAAAGGAGUGGUCAGAUGUUGAUGCAUUUUGGAAGGACCUCACGGAUACAAUGGCCUAUGUUGAUAAGAUGCUUGUGAACCAUCAGAAUGCACUCACGUUUCUUCAGCGCUGGCAGAUUUUAGACCCCUUCAUAGCUGUUGUGUUCAUCAGUAGGAAAAUCACAGCUCUGCAGCAACGUAAAACUCUUAGAGCUGUCGACAGUUCAACCUUUGUUCUUGAUGACAGCACGGACGUGUCAUCAGAAAGCAAGAACAUGCACAAAGCCAGUGAUUUAUUGGCCAGCCGAAUGAUUCAAUCUACUCCUGUAAUCACAGACUCUGAUUGCAGUACACUAGCAACUGAGAGCUACAACGGGCAUCAGACUUUACACAGUUAUCAUGAUGCGGAAGGCAGCAACGAUAGGGAUAUGAGCCCAAAGCUUUGUGGCACCAAGAUUCUGAAUUGUGAUGCAAGUGACCAAACAGAAAAUCAUGUUUAUGAAGGUGAUGAUGCAAGACAAAUUGUUGCUCGAACAAAGAUUGCUAAUAAUCCUGUAAAAAAGGUGAGGAAGAAGUCCAAAAGGAUAUCUGAUAUCGAUGCAACUGGACUAGACGGGUUGUAUUCUCAAAGCUUCACGCAACCUACCAUGGAAAAUGUGUUUAACCAUGAGGUCAAUGUAGCAACCAUGGUCAUGUCUGAUGCAGAAAACUUUAAUGCCUCUAAGGCACAUGGUAUGUGUUCGGGUGGUGGCACACUGAAAAAUUAUUUGAAAGCUGAAUCGAAAUCAGAAAAGCUAGAUGAAAAUGACCAAAGCAACAAGUGUGACAUGUUCCUGCCUUCAGAGAGCAAGCAACUGAGUAUGUUACAGAGUGAGAAGAGGAUCGAAGAACUUAGGGAAUGCAAUACAUUCUCAGAAACCCACUGUGCUGCAAGGGAGUUAGAUGCCACAGUGUCCUGCCCUGAUGACGAGGUCCAGAAACAGUUGCCUUCAUCCCGUGCACAAUCUUCCGAGGAUUCACAAAAUGGUCCAAUAGGCAAUACUGUUCCUGUUGAGUUAUCCCAUGAAUGUAAUGCUGCUGUUCUGGAAACUGAUCUAACCCUUGAGUUUCAAACCUGCAAGGAGAUCGCCACUAAAAGCAAACCUAAAGGUUGGGAGAAGUAUGUGAAGAAAAGACCUCGUGAGCUGCUGAUCAACGAUGAUGACCUUUUGAUCACAGCUAUAAUAAAAAACAAGGAUCUUGGCUCCCGUCAUAAAUUUGCUGCAGGCUUUUCAGGUGCAAAGAAGUUCAAGAAACUUAAGAGCCAAAAGAAAGGUAACAAGCUACUUUUGAGAACAGCUGGAAAAGCGGGCACUAACCUAUUGGGUGGGAAGAGAAUAAGCCUGGCUCGGAAAACCGUCAUCUGCUGGUUGAUUGCCACUGGCUUUCUUACUGUAAAAGAUGUUAUACAGUACCAGGAUCUCAAAAGCAAUAAAGUUGUAAAGGAUGGGCAGGUUACCUGGGAAGGAAUUGUUUGCAAUUGUUGCACAAAAACCUUCUCUGUAUCUGACUUCAAAGCUCAUGCUGGUUGCAGUUUGCCAAAGUCCUCGUUGGGCCUGUUUCUACAGUCCGGCAAGUCAUACACUUUAUGCCAGGUUGAGGCUUGGUCUGCUGAAUUUAUGAGCAGGAGCAAUGCAUGUGGUAAAAAAGUCGAGGCAAUAGAUGAAAAUGAUGACACCUGCGGUUUCUGUGGAGAUGGUGGUGAAUUACUGUGCUGUGACAAUUGCCCAUCAACAUACCAUCAAGCUUGCUUGUCUGCUAAGGAGCUUCCAGAAGGUAGUUGGUACUGCCAUAACUGCACUUGUCAGAUUUGUGGGAGAUCAGUUAGUGAAAAGGAGGUUUCGGCAUUCUCAGUUGUCUUCAAAUGUUUACAGUGCGGAGAUGCGUACCAUGACACUUGCAUUGAGCAAGAGAAGCUACCUUUCGAGGGUAAAAGAUCUGACACAUGGUUUUGUGGGAGAUAUUGUAAAGAGAUAUUCAUAGGACUACACAGUCAUGUUGGAGUUGAUAAUAUUCUUGACAAUGAGCUUUCAUGGUCCAUAUUGAGGUGCAACAGUGAUGGGCAGAAGCUAUAUUCUGUUCGGAGGAUCGCCCGUUUGACAGAGUGUAAUACGAAACUAGCAGUGGCUCUUACUCUAUUGGAGGAAUGUUUCACUCGUAUGGUGGAUCCUAGAACUGGUGUGGACAUGAUACCUCAUGUUUUGUACAACAAGGGAUCAAACUUUGCUCGUUUAGAUUAUCAGGGAUUCUAUACCGUAAUCCUGGAGAAAGGUGAUGAGAUUUUAUGUGUCGCUUCCAUCAGGGUACAUGGAACCAAAGCUGCUGAGCUGCCUUUUAUUGCUACUUCUGUAGACUAUCGACGGCAAGGGAUGUGCCAAAGACUAUUGUGCAUUAUUGAAAAGAUGCUGAGAUCAUUCCAUGUUAAGAUGUUGGUCCUUUCUGCCAUCCCACAGUUGGUUAGUACAUGGGUUUCAGGAUUUGGCUUCAAACCUAUUGAAGACGAUGAAAGGAAACAACUCCAUAAUGUAAACUUGAUGUUGUUUCCUGGAACGUCGUUACUAACAAAGAGAUUGGAUGGAGUUAUGGCUACCAAACCAGGUAAGGAAAAGGAUGUUCAUGAUGUUUCUGGAUUUCCUAAUGAUAACUUUAUACCUAAUGCGAAAGCAAGCGAGCAUCUUGAACUCCAUGACCUUGACUUGUCCGGGACAGAGUUUAAAGCUGAGAUUUCAGUGAGUGGUCCAUUCAGAACACUGAAACAUGAAUGUGGUUCAGCAGCAUGGUUUCGGUCUACUAAGUUAGCUGUUGGGGAAGUGUGAUAUUCUGAUGUAUUAAAUUCUGGUCUCUUGCUAUCCAUCGUUAUGGGUUGCUCUGCGUUGACCAAAUUGGUUUUUCCAGUUUACGGCUUAACUCAAUUUGUAACAGCAAAAUUGUACAGAAGCUUGCUGAUGUGUGCAGGCAACUAUUUACAGUUCUCAUCGGACGGCCAGGAAAUGGAUCAAAUGAACCAGAAAUCCAAGAAUUUUGAUUGAAUUGGAGAGAAUGCAAUUAAGCUAAGAGUCCAAGAAAUCACAGUAUAGCCUAGUCUGUUCUGUGUCUAGAACUGAAAGUUCAGAUGCCAUGCGAAACCCUAUUUGUCUCUCCUGGGUGAAGUGCUCUCCUGAGAUUGGGCGAUUGUGUAUGGUUAGUCUGAUUCUGAGACAGAAAUACCUUACAUAUGCAACACCUGAAUUAAGAUUACUUGCACAUCUGAAAUAGAGGAAAUAUUUGUACACCAUGGAGCUGUUAGUGUAUGAAGUGGAAUGCAUUCGACCCUUCUCUAAGUUCUUCAUGAUAGGAGGCUAUCUAAGCUGGAUGCUAGGCAUAAAAAAGGGGUAUUGAAGAAACAUGGUAAACUUUUUGAUCAAAGAGAUAAGGAUGAUAGCAUCUAUAUAACAAGCCAUCUAAUCUGUUUGAGGCAUGAGAAGAAGAAUACAGCAUGGGUCAGUCUGCCUGGAUAUUACAUGAGUGCCAUCUACUCUUUUCAUGGUAAUUCUACUGGGAUGCAUAUUUAAGUACAGAGCAACCAAACUGAUGUAAUCCGUCUGGAUAUGAGUACUGAUGGGUUCAUGCGAAGUAAGCCCCUUCACCACGAAGUUAGACGAGCAUGCCAUAUUUUGCUUGAUGCCAUCAGAUAUGUUUAUACCCCCUUUUCUUUUGAGUUUUGGGGGAAGUUCCUUUUCCAUAUGUAGUGUUGUUUGAUAUUUAGGUUAAGGUCACAACAAUCCCAGAUGGCAUUGUACAUGUAGGUGAUGCAUUGCCAUAGGUGCUGAGGUGGCCAUAAAUUGGUGUUAUAAUCCUUUGUCGGAUGAUUCAAAAGUCCAGUGGCGGAUUUGCCACUCGAGCAACUAGGGCCUUGCCCCUAGUCUUGGCCCAGUUGCGCCUUGGACCUGCUCCUAUUUUUUAUGUAGCUCAGCUCAACAAGCCCGGCAAGCCCAUUGAGCGGCCCUAGUCACCGGGCCAGCCCAGGACUGAUGGGGCUUUCUGCCGCAAAGCUGGUGUGGUCAUAGUUUGGCUAUGAUCUUCUCGAAUCCUCAUGGCUGCAGUGCAUUUCGUGCAUCAUUGGUGUGAUACAAACCUCAACAGCAGCGGCAGGGUGCGUAUGCAGAUUUGGUCAUCUGUGGCAGGACUCAGACUCUCACUACGUCUCUCGGCAGUUGCUGUAAGAAUCGAUCCAGUUCCAAAUUAUCCAAAGGUUUGACAGCAAUUGAGAAUGGGAAUGGGGGUUUAUAGGAUGGAGUUUGGGAUGAGACUUGGUAGAUUGCUUUUUAGUCCCAGUGCCUUGUUUGGCAAAAGUAAUGAGAAGUUGUAGAAAUUGAUUUGCAAUUUACAGAACAUGCUAACAAAAGUAGUGAUGACAGAGAUCUGAGAUGCAUCAUCUUUCUUUAGACAACAAUUCCCUGAAGUGGAGUUGUAUGCUCAGAUUCCCAACCCACAUGCCGUUGAAAUUUUACCCCCUCUGAUCAAUAAGCGAAACAAGUGGAGCUCCUCUCUUUGUCAUCUGUUUCGACUGAACAAAAGAAUUGUUACAGCAGCAGAACGAACAUCAAACUAUUUACGCAAUGUUCAUAUUGGCAAAAGAUGACAUGGAGUUCCCUCUUCCUCUAGUAUCAAAAGAAUUCGAGCAAGAGAUUAUUACAGAAAGGAAGCACACGUUCAUCUUGGCAAGAAUGAAAUUGAAAUGGGAAAGUAUAUUAGAGAAAAUUUGCACUAAUUCAUUCCGCAGGGGGACGAGGGCAAGAAACAGAAAUGAAGGGACAUUGAAAAGCAAAGGGAAAACAAGCAGCAGCAGCAGCAGCAGCAGCAGCUAAUAUGAUGACAUUCCAGGAGGAAGCUAGCUAGGUAGCCCGCCAGCAGAGAAGAGGUCGGACGGCGGCGGCGUCUGCUCCUGGGACUGGAGUGGCGCGAGGAGCUGCGACUUGCGUCGGGUAUCGCGGGAUGGCAAGGAAGUGCUUGGUCUUGGAGAUGAGACGGGAGCAGCGGAGCUCGCCGACCUUGAACUGCUUGUCGGGGUCGUGCGCCUGGUACUUGUUCUUGAUGCGCUCCCGGCGCUUCUUUUUAUUUUUAUUUGGUUGCACUGGGAUGGAUCCUCCGCGCUUCUGUCUGCCCUACAUCAACAUGCGUGGAAUAUCCUACAAAGCACUGAAACUAAUUGGAGUACGAAUCUAAUUGCUAGCCCAACAGACAGUGCAUGGUUCCAAUUCCCGUCUACAAUUCAGUUAGGUUUCUUCACACAAA
Phragmites australis (common reed) is the source of this 6850-nucleotide messenger RNA. Its product is annotated as increased DNA methylation 1-like. NCBI's taxonomy places the organism in Eukaryota, Viridiplantae, Streptophyta, Magnoliopsida, Poales, Poaceae. The record is from RefSeq and is a predicted model, not a curated record. The coding region runs from base 319 to 4392 and encodes 1357 amino acids. Gene Ontology annotation, molecular function: acyltransferase activity, transferring groups other than amino-acyl groups. The transcript has 13 exons.